UACGUGCACCCUGAGUGCCCUGCUCGCAGCCGUCCCGUGCGAGAAUCCACAGCCGAAGUCGACAGAGGCUUGCGGAGGAGGCCAGAUGAAGAUCCCCACCUUGUUUAGCCGGGGCGUCCAUCCAUGAAUCGGCUCUACAGCGUCCUCAGCAACUUUCAGCAACAACCUGUCACCAGCCACCGAAUACUGGUGCCCGGAGAGCGGUUGCCGAGCGGAAUCACCAAUGCGAGCGCCUCGGCGGCCAUGCAGCCCUCGUCCGCAAGCACCCUGGGCUCGAUCGCGAGCGUUCUGCCCACGCUCGAGGCGGCGGCCAACAACACGACGGUCGCGCUUCAGGAGGACGCCGUGCCUUCUUCGGGACAUCCACUGGACAGUUGGGACCUAUCGUGCCGCUACAUCAUCGGCACGUUCCUGCUGAUCAUCAUUCUGACCGCCAUUACGGGCAACAUUCUCGUCUGCCUCGCUAUCUACACGGACCGGCGGCUUCGCAAGCUGGGCAACCUGUUCCUUGUCUCCCUGGCCGUGGCCGACCUGCUGGUCUCGUCGCUCGUCAUGACCUUCGCGGUCAUCAACGACCUCAUGGGCUACUGGGCCUUCGGUCCGCAGUUCUGUGACAUCUGGAUCGCCUUCGACGUCAUGUGCAGCACGGCGUCUAUCCUCAACCUGUGCGCCAUCAGCUUGGACCGGUUUCUGCACAUCAAGGAUCCCCUGAACUACGGUCGCUGGAUGACAAAGCGUGCUGUCCUCGGGACCAUAUGCGGCAUCUGGAUGCUGUCGGCGCUCCUAUCGUUCCUGCCCAUCUCCCUCGGCUGGCACCGGCCUUACCCGGACUCCCUGCUCGUCGUGAACGGCCUGACCAUGUGCGCGCUGGACCUGACACCCGAGUACGCCGUCACGUCGUCGCUCAUCAGCUUCUACAUGCCGUGCGUCGUCAUGGUGGCGCUGUACGCCCGUCUCUACCUGUACGCGCGCCGACACGUGCAGAACAUACGCGCCGUCACCAAGCCGUGCGUGGUGAACAACAAGGACUCGGGUAGUCCGACCAAGUUCCGAGCCAUCGGUGGACAGUCUUCCCUGCACGUGAUGGACCACAAGGCCGCCAUCACGCUGGGUAUCAUCGUGGGCGUGUUCCUGUGCUGCUGGGUUCCUUUCUUCUGCGCCAACAUCGUGGCCGCCUUCUGUAAGACUUGCAUCUCGGAGGAGUGCUUCAAGUUCCUUACCUGGCUCGGUUACCUCAACUCGGCACUUAACCCCAUCAUCUACAGCAUCUUCAACACCGAGUUCCGCGACGCCUUCCGGCGGGUCAUCACGGCUCACGCGUGCUGCAAGGCACUCGCCGAGCGCGCUCGUGCGCCCAGCGACUUGUCGUACCGCACCAAACGAAGCACCAUCUGCGAGACACCUCGCGCCAACAGUCUGGCGGCGGUCAACUGCCGCCACAACAACGUGGUGACCGCCAGUGAGAGGAUCUCGCUCCGGGCCGAAGUCGACACUCGUGUCGAGAUCAGUAUCAAGAACAUUGGGGAAAUUUCGGACAUAUAGCAGUGACGCACCUGAGAGCCGGCGCACCAUGCCGUCUAACGUUCUCCUCGUAUAACGACCCGCCUUCGAACUCACCCGGCGGACGUGUCUGCCGGAGGAACUGUGACCACGCCUAUGCACAAUGAACGAAUGAUGUCUGUACGUCCUCUGGCCGUGGCCUGAACCUACGGAUGAACUGUAGGCCAUGCCCUAAUACAGAGCCGCGGACGGCGCGCCCAGGCUACUACUUAUAAUGACUCGAGCAGAGUGUUAAAUGUCCUGCUCCCUUAAUUUAUUCAACGUGCCACACGCGCCCUGGUCAGUGAUGGCCUGCAUCCGUCAUUACUACCUCAUCACUCUGUGCACCACCAUCUUUCGCUCGAGGAGCACAAAACCUGCUCAUCCGGUCGAAUCGAAACUCAGUGCCACCUAUAGACCACUCGACUGGUCGAUUACAACGUGCGAGUGAGUUCUGAGCGAACUUACUGCUUAACAAGACUACGUUCUGCAGAUGAUCGUGAGCAACUGUUAUAUAGCCCUACUCUUCGGUAAAGAAACGUUGGUUGGCGCAAGAUACAACAAAACGGAUGUUCGGCAGUCUGGGCGCGUGGCCACCCGUGAGAACCGCAUCUUCCGGUGAACUGCACACCGUGUGGUGAACAUUACGUCCGAGUUGACGUUUUUGUCGAGCACAGUGUGUACCCACACUUUUCAGACGAUUCACGCUUUCGUCGAGAUGAGCUCCCUUCGGGCGAAAUCUGUAUAUUGUCCUAGUCGGCCAACUGCGCACAAACGCGCGCGCGCACACACUUAAUGAUAUUCCCCGGUCACAUGCGGCGCAGUGUUCUUACGGGAGCCCCCGACAAUCGGUCACACGAGCCUGAAAUCACACGUACGGGCAUCACACGAAACCGGAGACUUAACAGAAAUCUAUACGGGACAGCUGUGAACGACACCGCAGCGUUCGCAGAGUUGUGCCUACUCAGCGACGAGUUUCAAGCCGCCAAAUGCCUUGUUCACUGUCAGCUUCCUUCUGUCUUCGACACGAACCACUUCCUGUAUACGCAGCGAGCGGGCGUCUUCAAGUGACUCGCACGUGUCUCGUGUAAGCACCGCGGAGGCGCAGAGCUGUUAAAUUCACUCUUUACUCGCCCAAGAGGGACUAUCACCGCGCUAAGCACCGACCCCUUCCUUGUACGAAUCACUCAGUGAAGUCCAUCACCAAGUAUUAGCAUGGUAGGCGAGAUUGGAUAGACGCCAGGUCUAAACCAAAACUGUUGAUGAAAACAGGUGUAAUGGUUAGCAUGCUCUGCUGCUGACCUGAAGGUGGCGGGUUCGAUCCUCGCCACGUAGGUCACAUUUCGAUGAGGCGAAAUGAAAGAGGCCCGUGUACUGUGUGAUGUAAGGAACAACAGCUGGUCAAAACUUCCGGAACCGUUCACUCUAUAGUAGACUGUACCUUCACUAAGGCGUUCCUCGUAAUCAUAUAUCGUGAUUUUUGGAGGUGAAACCUCAGAUAAUAUUAUUAUAGACGAAAGACACCCUAUGAAACAGGUCUAAAUGUGCUACAUGUCCGUGAGGUAGAGAAGAGUCCAUUUUUGCAUGACUAAGCUUGACAAUUCACUCCUGUACAGAUCAAACUUUGUGGCAAUGCGUAGCAUGGCGUCGAUGAGUUAGGUCUUCUACCUCGUGGUCCGUCCGAAUGAAACAGGGGCU
Messenger RNA from Rhipicephalus microplus (southern cattle tick), 3237 nucleotides. Its product is annotated as dopamine receptor 1. Lineage: Eukaryota; Metazoa; Arthropoda; Arachnida; Ixodida; Ixodidae. The record is from RefSeq and is a predicted model, not a curated record. Gene Ontology annotation, biological process: positive regulation of MAPK cascade; adenylate cyclase-activating adrenergic receptor signaling pathway. Gene Ontology annotation, molecular function: octopamine receptor activity. Gene Ontology annotation, cellular component: plasma membrane.